CAUAAUAGCCUAGCAGACGACAUAAUCGUGUUGUGAUUUUUAUCGUGAAAUCGAAAGUUGGUGGGGAGAAAUUGUAGAUGAAUUCGCAGUAGAAAAAGUUAAUCAUUCGAUAGCCGGAUUUUAUAUGUUGUGAUAUUUAAGGCCCAGUUAUUUGUUCAAACAUUUUCUUCAAAUCCACGAGGUAUAUCAGAAAGUGAAAGAAGAAAAAUGUCUCGCACCACAAUCGAAACUACCGAAGCGAGUUUUUUACUCCAAUUAAGUCAAACUGCAAUUCACUUUGAACCUGUUACAAAAAUCACAAAUGUUUUCUACGAUGAAGUGACUCGCCAGGUCUUCACAGUUCGAUCCGGGGGAGCAACAGGAGUAAACGUCAAAGGCCCAAGGAUGAAAAAUCCUAUAAAUUUCCGAGUUGAAGAUAAAGGAGCAGUACUUUCUAUUAAAUUCUCACCUGAUCAACAGAUCUUAGCAAUUCAGAGAACUUCAAAAUCAGUUGAAUUUCAAAAUUUUUCAAAUCAAGUGCCUGAUGGUGUAGAAUACUCUCAACCCUGUAGAGGAAGUUCAACUGUUAUUGUUGGAUUUGUUUGGGUUUCAAACACAGACUUUAUUCUGAUAACUAAUCAGGGAAUAGAGCACUAUCAAGUUGUGCCUGAAAAAAGAUGCCUGAGAGCUGUGAAAAACCACAGUAUUCAAAGCAACUGGUUUGUAUAUUGUCCCCUGUCUGGACUUUUAUUGGUAUCAUCUGGCCCACUUGGUACUAGUCUUCAGCCCUAUCUCUUCAAAAACCAUCAGCUUCUACGUCUUACCAAAUUUGAAGUCGACAUUCCAAAUCCUCCACAACCUGCACGUCUUUGCCUAGUCGAGAGAGACGUCACACCAACCAUGCUUUACAAUCAAAUGGUAGUACUCGUCCUUAAGCAUCCAAUUAAACCAAAUUCUACGGUCGGACGAGAGACCCCAGCAUCAGGAAAUUCGGAAAUUGUCGUUUACACUUUGUGCAAAGACGCCCCUCCCCGGAAAACUCACGUACUUCAAUUGGAAACCAGUGGCAAACUAGCUGUAAGCAUCUUGGACAACUUGAUUAUUGUCCACCAUCAAGCCUCUAAGACGUCAUCCAUUUUUGACAUAAACUUGACGGGUGAAUCAGACGGUCGAGUGAUGACGUUGCAUCCGUUCCUAGCAUCCGUUACUAUUCGCCCAUACUUCCUCAACAUCCCCGCUUCAGCCGCUAUGCUGAACCACGAACCUUCUCAGAUGAGUUGUGAGCUAUAUUCUCCAAACUGGGUAUUUUUUCAAUCCAACAUCAUUAUCGACGCUCUAUUAGGAUGCCUUUGGAGUCUGGAACUAGUCCUAACUCCUUUGAUUGAUAUGGUUGACAAUCCUUGUGAAUUGUUUGACUUCCUCCUGCAGAGAACGGAAUCCAAAUCGACUGUGAUGGCACUCUUGAGUCGAUUAAUGUGCUAUUCUCAUUCAGUGGGAGCCGAUGUGCCUGUCCUUGGCCGAGUAUUCGAUAAACUCAACGAAGCAUACCGUAACCAUUUGGACAUUGAGAUUCAGAGUCAGAUCGCCAUGCCAGCUGGUGCGUUUCAGUUGAGUACCGGAUCUUCUUCACGACGACCCAAUGUGGUUAUUGACCAGACUGAUGUCUACUCUCGUAUCUUGUCACCCAUGACGGAAAGCAAGCCAAUGGAUGAGACGCAUGACCGUUUUAUUGUGGCUGUCGUCAACGAGUACAUUCGAUCCCUCGUCCAAUAUCACAUUCCAGUACAGCACUUUAUUUAUGAAGUACUCAUCGAAGCUUUUGCACGUUUGGGACAGUUCUACCAGCUUCACCAGCUCUUCCAGUACCACGCAGUAGCUGAUUCGAAACCUUUGGCGUGCCUCCUGCUUUCGUUAGAAAGUGUAUAUCCAGCGGCGUAUCAGCUCGCAGUCGACAUGCUUAAGCGGAUUUCAAAUGCCAAUGAAGAAAUUGUAGAAAUCCUGCUGUCCAAGAACAAAGUCCUGUCGGCAUUAAGGUUCGCUCGGGAUACAAUUCCGGUUGAAAGCAUAUCAGCUCGCAAAUUUCUCGAAGCGGCUCAAAACUCUCAGGAUCCCUCCGUUUUUUAUGGUGUCUACCAGUACUUUCAACAACGCAACCGGCGCGUUCGUGGAAGUUUAGCAUUUUUGAAAGGAGAACACUGCGAAGUGUAUAUCCGUCAUUUUAAGUUACUUUUCGGCGAUGGUGAUUGCAGUACUAGUCUAACCGAUUCGCUAUCAAUGGGAUAGCAAAGGAAAAAAUAAAACACGUGACGGAGCCCAUAGGACGAAACUGAUAGCAAAGACUAGUUGUAUUUUUCACGUCUCAUUCUUUCAUGUGAUUAUACAUAUAUAUAUAUAUAUA
Daphnia pulex (common water flea) is the source of this 2377-nucleotide messenger RNA. RefSeq names its product regulator of MON1-CCZ1 complex-like (gene Bulli). The record is from RefSeq and is a predicted model, not a curated record. NCBI's taxonomy places the organism in Eukaryota, Metazoa, Arthropoda, Branchiopoda, Diplostraca, Daphniidae. Gene Ontology annotation, cellular component: lysosomal membrane; late endosome membrane; Mon1-Ccz1 complex. The transcript is spliced from 5 exons. Gene Ontology annotation, biological process: regulation of autophagy. Bases 208 to 2262 code for a protein of 684 amino acids.